Blastomyces dermatitidis ER-3 is the source of this 1784-nucleotide messenger RNA. RefSeq names its product prohibitin-2. The coding region runs from base 121 to 1053 and encodes 310 amino acids. The record is from RefSeq and is a predicted model, not a curated record. The transcript is spliced from 4 exons. Gene Ontology annotation, cellular component: mitochondrion; membrane. Gene Ontology annotation, biological process: mitochondrion organization. NCBI's taxonomy places the organism in Eukaryota, Fungi, Ascomycota, Eurotiomycetes, Onygenales, Ajellomycetaceae.
UUUAGCGGCAUUAAACCCGAACUUUUGAUCUCAAUCCGCGAGACCAGCUUUCGAUGUCAGUCAGUCAACCAGUCCGAACCAGCUGGAAUUCCUUUUCCAAUUCUUCUUUUUGGCAUCAUCAUGGCUGGAGAUCCUCGUGAGACGUGGGCUAGGUUGCAGCAGUCCCUGCAGCAGCAGCGGGCAAAAGGCGGAUUUGGUGGAGGCUUUCCGGGUGGCAGCCCCAAGAAAGCUUUCGGAUCAGCUGGAGCAUUGAUUGCGGUUGGAUUGGGAGCAUAUGUUUUCAUGAAUUCCCUGUUCAACGUUGACGGUGGUCAUCGAGCAAUCAAGUACACGAGAAUAAGCGGCGUGAAGAAGGAAAUCUACAAUGAAGGAACCCAUCUCCGGAUCCCAUGGUUCGAAACUCCUAUCAUCUACGACGUUCGCGCGAAGCCAAGAAAUGUUGCCUCCCUCACAGGAACCAAGGACUUACAGAUGGUGAACAUCACCUGCCGUGUCCUUUCCCGCCCAAGAGUCGAGGCUUUACCGCAGAUAUAUCGUACUUUAGGAACCGAUUUUGAUGAAAGGGUUCUUCCAUCCAUCGUCAAUGAGGUUCUGAAGGCUGUGGUGGCUCAAUUCAACGCCAGUCAACUUAUCACUCAGCGAGAGAACGUCGCUCGUCUUGUCCGUGAUAACCUAUCUAGACGUGCUGCUCGUUUCAACAUCGUUCUUGAUGAUGUUUCCCUAACGCAUCUUGCAUUCUCACCCGAAUUCACUGCAGCUGUUGAAGCCAAACAAGUUGCUCAACAGGAAGCCCAGCGAGCCGCGUUCGUCGUCGACAAAGCCCGUCAAGAAAAGCAAGCAACCGUUGUGCGAGCACAGGGUGAGGCCCGUUCUGCCCAGUUGAUUGGAGACGCCAUCAAAAAGAGCAAGAGUUACAUCGAGCUGCGGAAACUUGAAAACGCGCGGAAUAUUGCUACGAUCCUGCAGGAAGCUGGUGGAAAGAACAAGCUCUACUUGGAUUCAGAGGGCUUGGGACUUAACGUCAAUGUUAAACCCGACACCUCUGAUAGUUAGAGCUUUGGGGAGCCAUUGAGAGGAGGGCAGGGGCUACAACAGUGCCUUUAUUGUUGAUAAAGAGGGGUGUGGGACCGGUUUCUAGCAUUAUCGGAAAUAAUCUUGUUUUUGAAUUUGGAGUGUGGUGGUGUGAGAUGAAGAUUGUCCAUUCCUAAUCUCAGCAAUUCUUCUGUCCGCCACCUUCCGUCCGAAAGCUCCAAAACAUCGAAUGUAUCUGAAGGGGAGUUGGUCAUGUAUAAAUAUCAUAGCUAGCCGCUAUUCUUUUUUCUCUUUGUUGCCAUUACUGUUUAAACUGUUACUAUUACUGGAAAGUGAAUCGAAAAAAUACAAGCAUCUCCUAUAUCAAAAUAAUCUUACCUUUAUAGUUCGUUGCGCACUUUAUCGAAUAUCCCAUUAUUUGCCAACAAGACCUAUGUCCGUUCAUUCACAACUACUACUAUCUCAGCGAGAGGGUGUUAAUUCACACAAAACACAAAAUGGCCUAGUACGUCGUAUGUUUGUUCUUCCAAUACCUGAUUAAAACUGUGUGCAGAGCUUGAGACAUUCCCUGCGUCGAAAUUUGGAAUAACUUUCCCCAGCACACUCAGGCUAUCAUCAGGGUGGUAUAUAUGAAUAUUCGAGUGAACAUGAAUUACCAACUAGGGCGUAAAAAAUUUAAAUGUAUUGAAUAUUCCAUUACGUUCAUCUAUCGUUAAAUAGGUCAUUCAUUGCAUUGGUAAACUAUCAUUUCU